GUGUGUGCACACCGCUAGCUAAACCGACCAACGGCUACUCCCAGGGCACAAACUAUUCUGCUGGAGGCAGCGUCGUCUUCGGCAAAUAUUCCGGAUACAACCUGCAGGGAAGCAUUGUGCGCAUCUGCCAAAUUGACGGUUCCUGGAGUGGGGCAGCUGCCUCAUGUAAUCCCAUUCAACUGCAGUGCCAGUCUGGCUACCUGCCCUGCCUGCGUUCCAGUGGCUGUAUCCUGCCAUCACAGCGCUGCGACGGUGUUUGGUACGACUGUGCUGAUGGCUCUGAUGCACAGUACUGCCCAGGCAAGGUCACACCAGCUCCAGGUCAAACCGACUGCCGGGUCCUGUCGCCACCGGCACUGGGCUCAAUGACCGUGAACGGCUUGAUGUUCAGCAACAUGACCACGUUUGUGUGCACAUCUCCCUAUGUCCUUAUGGGCUCGGCCGUGCGUACUUGUGAAAUCAACGGCCAGUGGAGCGGUGUGCAGCCAACUUGCGUCCUGACGACUGCUGCUCUGAGUGCGGCCAGUGACGAGCUAGUCAAGGACUCCGUCUCAGAACGCAUGACACAAACGUGCCAGUAUUGCCAAGCACUGGGGACCUUUGGCAAUCUGAAGAAUGUUUUGUCCGAGAAUCGAUCCUUGGAUCUGUGGCGUUGCAGUUGUGGUGCUCCCGACCCUCUUGCGAGAUGGCCGCGGAGACUUGGCGAAAAGGUUCGAGACAUAUGGUAUCUCAAUAUCUUCCACCACAAUCAGUACAUCAGCACCACCAUCGAGUGUAGCGACAUCAAUAGAAGACGCACAUGAUAUCAUUCACCCUUACGGCCUUAGCGAAGACCCGGGAAUACCUGAGAAGAUGUUAGCCGCAACUUCACUGAAAAAGUCGUCGGUGACAACGGCACUCCAUAUUUUAGCUGCAUGCAGUUAGGUCUCUCAACAAGUGUACCCAAAGUUUUCAAGCUAAUACACAAGCAAAUUCACUAGGGGCCGAGUAUAUUUUCCUACACCUCUCCCUGUUUGUUGUUGUUAUUUCUGCAUUCAAAUUGUUUGUGUACCUGUACAUUUAUUACAGUAGAGCCACGCAUCCACGGCUGUUGUUUCCAAGGGGUCAGGCUCGUCAGUUAUACAAAACCUUUCAGCAAUCUGGCCUUAGGCUUAGUUCCUUGACUUCUUGUACCACUUUCUUAGAUGCACAUCCCACUGGAUAGUGAGCAAUACGUGUGUAGCAGAAUCUGUAUUCCAGAAAAGCAGAGACUUGAGUCUAUUGACACUGCGUUUCUUUUUAAAACGUUAUUGGCUGUGGUGUUCCUAGAGGUAUACACGUACA
Sycon ciliatum is the source of this 1323-nucleotide messenger RNA. Its product is annotated as sushi, von Willebrand factor type A, EGF and pentraxin domain-containing protein 1-like. The record is from RefSeq and is a predicted model, not a curated record. The coding region runs from base 366 to 803 and encodes 145 amino acids. NCBI's taxonomy places the organism in Eukaryota, Metazoa, Porifera, Calcarea, Leucosolenida, Sycettidae. The transcript has 5 exons.